This is a messenger RNA of Hordeum vulgare subsp. vulgare (domesticated barley), 3347 nucleotides long. RefSeq names its product noroxomaritidine synthase 2-like. NCBI's taxonomy places the organism in Eukaryota, Viridiplantae, Streptophyta, Magnoliopsida, Poales, Poaceae. The record is from RefSeq and is a predicted model, not a curated record. The coding region runs from base 189 to 1838 and encodes 549 amino acids. The transcript has a single exon. Gene Ontology annotation, molecular function: monooxygenase activity; iron ion binding; oxidoreductase activity, acting on paired donors, with incorporation or reduction of molecular oxygen.
CAUGACGAUUUUAAAUACCUUGUUCAUAUCGCAUCGAUUAAUUGAGCUAUAUACUUACAAGUUUUAUACUAUUUCAUGGCGAUACAGAACGCAUGAUAUUCAUGCACAGAACGCAUGCUAUAUCGUGCACCAAAACGUAUGUGUAGUGACCCGCAAAAAAAAAAGUAUGUGUAGUGGCCGCUGCUAGUAUGGUACCAAUGGACUCAGAGGGAACAGCUUGUCUAUAUAUAAAUGAGGCAAUCGUCGUGUCCAUUGCAUUUGCACCUUACAUCCAAUUUAGUAGUCCUCCCCACACUUCACUAGUGAUAAUAAUGUCACUCAUCUCCACAGCACUUGUGCUACUUGUUCCCCUAGGUCUUUACUUGUACAUGCGGUCUAGUACUCGUAGUAGAUCAAAUGACCCAGCAUCAGUGCUCCCCACAAAAUGGCCAAUACUGGGCAUGCUCCCUUCUCUCAUAGCCAACAUCUACAACUUCCAUGAGUAUAGCAAUGUGCUCCUCGCCGGAUCAGGCCUCAACUUCAAUGGGGACGGACCUCCUGGGGCCGGGAUGCGGUUCUUCAUCACCUGCGACCCUGCCAACAUCCAGCACAUCUUCACGACCAACUACUCCAACUUCCCCAAGGGCGCCGAAUUCGCUGCCAUAUUCGACAUCAUGGCUGGUGGCUUCUUCACCAUCGAUGGCGAGCUGUGGCGCUUGCGCCGCAUGAAGUUCGUGGGCGUGAUCAGCAGCCCACGGUUUGCUGACCGUGUGGCAGCUCAUUGCCAUGACAAGGUGAAGGACCACCUCCUCCCGUUGCUUGCCCGCAUCGCGAGCACCAGCGCUUCAUUCGACAUGCAAGAAAUAAUGGCAAGGUUAAUGUUUGACAUCACCGCCCUGACAGUCUUUGGCGUGGACCCUGGCUUCCUGUCCCUGGACAUGCCUCCCAUUGACGCCUCCCUUGCCAUGGACACGGUCAUGGAGGUGGGAUUUCUCCGACACACCAUGCCGGCCUCUUUGUGGAAGACAUUGAGGUGGCUAAAUAUUGGUCACGAGAGAAGGCUCCAUGAAGCGAACAAAGUGCUCCGCAGGUUUGUUGUGGAUACGAUGGAGAGGAGGAAGACCAACGGAGGCCAAGAUGAGGAUGGAGAGGUUGUGGGGGAUAUUUUAUCUCUCUACAUCAAUGACCCAGACUACGCUGACGAUGACUUGCUCUGUGGGACGCUCAUUAGCUUCAUGCUCGCUGGGAGGGACACAAUCGGCACGACCCUUCCAUGGAUAUUCUACAGCCUCGCCCAGAACCCUAAUGUCGUGUCAACCAUCUGUAGUGAACUCUCACCUAUUGCAUCGCACAAAGUAGCCCGUGGCAUGGGUGACACGGUCAUCUUUGAGCCGGAGGAGACCAAAUCUCUGGUCUAUCUGAGAGCCACCUUGUACGAGACUCUCAGGCUAUACCCACCAGCGCAUAUGGAGCGCAAGACGGUGGUUGCCGAUGAUACCAUGCCAAGUGGCCAUGAGGUGUAUGCCGGUGAUGCCGUCUACAUCUCUCUCUACUCCAUGGGAAGAAUGGAGAGCUUGUGGGGUAAAGACUGUCUUGACUUUAACCCAAAUAGAUGGCUCUUGGAGGAUAGCAACAAGCUCAAGUAUGUGCCAUCGAACAAGUUCCUGGCCUUCAACUCGGGCCCAAGGAUGUGCCCAGGCAAGGAAAUCGCAGUUGUGCAGAUGAAGACCAUCAUCGCCGCAGUCGUGUGGAACUUUGACCUGGAGCUGGUGGAAGGCCAGAGCAUCCAACCGAAGCUAUCUUGUUUACUGCAGAUGAAAAAUGGGCUCAUGAUGAAGCUGAAGAAACGAGAAGCGUAACACAAACUUUCUUUUGUUGACCAGGGUUUGGGAUUUCCCAGCAUGUGUGCCACGGUUGUCUUAGAAUGGGUGUGUGGUGUAUGUGUGUGUGUGCAUAUACAUAUUUUCGCUUUUAUGUCAGACAACUUUAUUCACGGCAACGGGUGGAUUUUUUUAUGAAUAAUUGCCUGAGAAUCAGUUAUGGCUUGGACGGUGCAUAUGCUCUCAGAAAUCAUGUAAAAAAAAUACCGGAACAUCGUGAUAAUAAUGUAAGAUUAUCCAAGGGAAUGACUGGAAAUUUAAGCAAUUCAGUAGAUAUAUUUUUGGUAGUGAAUGGGUGUGUGCAUCACAUGAUGCAGAGGCCGAGACGAUGCCUCCUUUUUGCAAAAAAAAAAGCAAUAUUUGUUGUAGUAAGCUGAACCGUUUAUUUUUCUUGCCGAGCCCACAGGAUAUAUUUUUCAGCAUAUGCCUCUCUCCAUAUAUUUUUUUAGUACUAUAGUUUUUCUUUUAAUUAUAUCUUUGUUUACUCUGAAAAUACUUUUAUUAUCUAUAUCAUCAAUCCAUUUGCAAAUCUCGAGCACCAAAUGCAGUUGACAAUUGCACGAGGAUGUUUUGGUGGCCGACAGUAGGAGUUUUUUUUAAUCUUUUGCCAUACUAGUUAAUUGCCUGUGUAUUGUCUUUGGUACUUUUUUUUUCUAUGUCAGCUUCCCUCGCCAACUCCCAGUCCGUUGGGUGCACUAGCUUCUCGCUGGAAUCGAUCGGCCAUGCCGGAAGCCGACUAAGAGUGUAUUUGGCCUGUUUACUUGGUGGGAUUCUUUGCCCGCGAUGAUUGGCACAACCGGAAGUUGUGCAUCUUGAUUUUGUUCAAUUGCAAAAACUUUGUUGAUCAAAUUUGGUCCAUGAAGCCCUGCAACUCAUCAUUUGCCAUUACAGAGCUGAUUCUUAGGUAUGUGAAGAAAGGAUGGGAAGAUCAUAUCAAGGACCCCGGCAGUUACUGGAAGUUCAGAGAUCAUAGGGAGCAGUGGACUCUUCAUACCAACAACUUGUCCCUGGUACCAGGUGGAAUCUGUUCUUCACAACUGCCAAUGCCGAACUAGAAGAGAUCCUCAAGGAUGACAAGACAAUCCAUCCCUUAAGAAGCUCCUCGAAGGUGACAAGCCUUCUUCGCUCAUGGAAAUCGAAGGAGAACUUACGCAGAGCAUAAUCUCCAUGGUGCAGACCACAGAAAAUGGAGAACCGAGUUGUUGACCUCGAUGCAGAGACGGAUGCAACCGCACAUGAAGGUUGUUUUAUUCAUGAUGCCUGGAAGACUUCUGAAGCGUUGUUGUCUUUGGGUGAUAAGGAAAAAAUGUGGAAGGCGAUUGAGGGCGUGUGUGUGGGUGGAGAUGCUCUGCUUCUCCUCGGCCAGUAGGUGCCGAGUUUGGAGAUAUUAUAACUAACUACGUAAGCUUAUUCAUGGAAGCUUUUUGUAAUUCGUUCAUUGUGAUGUUCCAUUUGUCCUUGUGCCAAGUUUGGAGAUGUUAUAACUAA